CCCAUUUGUUAGGGUCGUCGCGUCACUGGUAGUCAUAAACCGUACCUAUUUCUAGAAUUUAUCUUAUUAAAAUCUCAUUUUAAACGUAACCUUAACCACACUGCUCACCUUGAAUUGAGAUCCAAAUGCUCGUUUAUGCUUUUACAAUACCGCUAUCUAGCUAGUGGUAACCUAAUUUGAAUGAAGGAUCAACUUCUUACUGUAGCUAGCAACUCAUUUCGAACCGAUUUUUUUGAGAAGAAGAAUCGGUCGGUGUUUUGUUUAAAUAUCGAGGAGCUGAUUAGCACAGGUGUGAACUUGUACAUGUGAUAAGUUCCAGGAUUACUCGCUUGAUUGGCAAACAAAGACCAUCUUGCAAGUUAGCGUGCUUGACACUGAUAGUAUAGUACCAGCCAACGCCCGGUAGUAACCGUCGCUGUCUUGCUGUUAGGCUUUUUCGUCUCGCACCGUGCUCAUAUUGAAAAUAUUCAUUAUACAGUUAAAACAAGAGAAGGUAUACGAGGACUGACUAAGGCUACUGCUGUCAAAUGAACUGUGUCGGACGUCCCCAUAAGUGACAUAGGGAAGUGUGGUAAGUGGAGUGGAUGUCUGAGCCUCGGGUCACUGUGGGGCAAGAUGAGGCAGGGGCCGGGAGAGGGGAGAAAGAAGCUAAAUCGGCACCACUGAAACAGCCCUCCAAUGAAGCCUCCAGGCCUGGACAGCUGGGGCUGCCCCCAGGCUCUCAGCUCCCUUCUACUGAACCAAGCCCCUCCCCGUCUGCUGAAGGAAGCGGCUUGCUGUCGUUGCCGUGGGAGAUGGUGGCUCGCAUCGCCUCACACCUCCCGGCACAGUGUGUCAUCACGGUCCUGCCACAGGUGUGUCACGCCCUGGGAAAUGUGGGUAAGGACAGCACGGCGUGGCAGUUGCGGGCACGCAGGCUAACUGGUCCCAGAGCUUCCUUCCCCGUGGGGCCACGAGAUGGCUUCGACUGGCCCUCGGCCUGCCUGGAGAUGGAGGAGCUGAUCGCUUGCUGGACGGGCCAGGGGGAGAGGGCUGCCAGGGAAGCCGAGCAGGCAGAGAGGGAGAGAGAGGUGGAGAGGGCCCAGGAGAGGGAAAGGGAUAGAGCGGCCCUGGCAGAGGAAGGGAUUGGAGAGUGGGAGGAGGUGGAAGAGGGCAGACCCCAAGUGGAUGAAGGGGUGGAUGAAGUGGGUUUUCAAGUGGAGGGCGUGAUGGCGGUAGCGUGGGAUAGGGAGGAGUUGAUGGAGGGAGAGAUGCCGCAAGAUAGGGAAGGAGAUCUACCGAUGGGAGUUGGGGAGAAGAGGCAGGAGGUUGCAGCCGAGGCCAUGAUGAUGAUGGAGGAGGAGCGAGAUGAUGAACAAGGUGUCCUGGAGGCCAUCGAGGUGGAGGAGAGAGUGGGAGUUUUGGCGGAUAGAGACGGUCAAGAUUACAUAGCGGGCCCGAGAUUGGGAAGCGAGGGGGAGAGAAACAGGUCCAGCCGCGCUCCCAGUCCUCCCCCAGCCCUGGAGCGCCUCUCCCUCCCCUCGGGGCACAUCGCUGAGGUCAACUCGGUCCUCUUGGUAGGGGGUGACGGGGCGUUGUGUGCCUCAGGCUCCCGUGACAGGAACGUGAACCUGUGGGACCUACGGGAAGGGGGCUCCACGGGCAGGCUGCUCCAUACACUGGGGGGCCAGGGCCUCUUCAGCACCCACAAAGGCUGGGUGUGGUGCCUGGCGGCCAGGGGACCCCUGCUGGCCUCGGGCUCCUUCGACAGCACAGUGAGGCUAUGGGACCUGGGGGCCCAAGGAGCUGAGAGGGGCCUAAUCAGGGCCCGGGCUGCCGUGCUCUGCCUGGCCCUCCCCCAGAAGGAUGUGCUGCUGGCCGGCACCUACGACAAGAAGGUCAGCGUCUACGACACAAGAGUGGCGGAGCCUCUGGUAAAGAGCCUGCGUCUCCAUAGCAACGCGGUGCUGUGCCUGGUAGCAGACGAGCAGUACAUCCUUUCUGGGAGUAAAGACCGCACUGUGGUCAUCUACGACCGAAGAGCAGGGAAAACCCUACAGAAACUACAGCUGGGCUCCUACCUGCUGUCAAUGUGCUACAGUGACAGAGAGGUGUGGGCGGGGGACAACCGGGGCAUGCUCCAUGCCUUCUCUAUGCAGGCCGGUUUCUUCAAGCCCCUCUCCCAGUUCGACGUGGGACACACCUCACUGGUCACCGGCAUCCACAGGUCCCCUGGGAGCCUCUACACCUGCUCCGCUGACCGCACCAUCAAGGUGCACCUCCCCUGUGCCCCUCCAAGGACGCUGUGCACACUACACCACCAAGCAGGCGUCAAUGGGUUGAGUGUCGAAGCAGGAGUGCUGGCGAUCGCGUCAGGAGAAAUGUGUGUGGAGGUGUGGAGGGCCAGGAGGUGAGGGGGGCCACACCCACCCUAAUCUACUUAUGUUCCUGAAGUGAUGCAAGAUGACUGACGUAUAAUGGUCUGUCAUUUAAAUGAUAUACUUUCUCAUACUGUAUGCUGUGAGAAUGUUGACGUGAAGGACCAGUGCUCUUAGCUUUACCCAAAAACUAUAUACAAGCCAAACAUAUUUAGUGUGUCUGUGUGAUUCCCAUGUAUUUUAUCAAAGAAAAUAAGAAAAGAACACACAAAGGCUUCCUUAACUAAUGUAAAGAAAUGUAAUAGAAAGGGCCUAAGGUAAUAGCACUUCAUGGUGUCAUUCUGUCUGUGUCCCUGUGUUGACCCAGCACUCGUUCAAACCAUUUCACAUAAACUGGAUUUGGGAGUUAAUUUGAGGCACAGCACUACUGAAGGGUUUUAAACACUUGUACAUGAUUUGAUUUUUCAAUGGCCUGAUUUUAGCUUGUUAAUUAAAAUGACAUUCCACCAGCAGCAUUCCAGACAGUUGGUCUCUAGAAAAUAGAUUAAGUAUUUUUCUCUUUGACAAUUGAAACAGAUUCGGAAACACAAUGGAAAGAAUCAGUCAAGCCGUUCUGACACACUGAUUGUAAAGUAUUUUGGUCUACCUGUCAUAAUGUGUGUAGUGGCGUUCUUAUACUCAGUACCACAGCACUUGUUUGUCAAUUACACUGUUUUGAGUUCUUCCUCUUUGUCAUUCUCUCUUAGGGUAACUACUUUACCAACUCUUAACGUUUUUAUUUAAUUCUGCACUGUUGAGGAAAGCGCUGUACCGUUACACACGUGACAAAAUAAACUUUGAUUUGAAUCUGUAGCGUCCCAGCAUCAACCUCGCUCAAGUGGCUCAUUUGAGUGCAAAACCCAAUAGUACUGCAUUGUUCACUAAUUAUUUGUUACAAGUUUUUUAAAAUGUAUUACACACACUGAUAGUCUGAGGCAAGUGUCUGUCCUUCGCAACAAUCAAUCUCCAUGCCAACUCCUUAUCUGCGACCCUUCUUCACCUUCUGCAAGAGUCAUCUGACUGCAUAAAAAUACCCAAAUGAUUCAGAUUUUGUAAAUAUGCUUUUGUGAAUAUGCGAUGUGUGAUUUCUUUUGUUAUGAAUAAAAUGUUUACACUCAAUCAAUUCAUUGUU
Messenger RNA from Oncorhynchus masou masou (cherry salmon), 3528 nucleotides. RefSeq names its product F-box and WD repeat domain containing 9 (gene fbxw9). The record is from RefSeq and is a predicted model, not a curated record. NCBI's taxonomy places the organism in Eukaryota, Metazoa, Chordata, Actinopteri, Salmoniformes, Salmonidae. Gene Ontology annotation, cellular component: Set1C/COMPASS complex. The transcript has 8 exons. Bases 585 to 2393 code for a protein of 602 amino acids. Gene Ontology annotation, molecular function: histone binding.